AUGAAUUCAGCACUUUUUGCGUUUUUCACAAUCUCCUUGGUUUUUACUGAUGCUUGCAAAAUCGCAACCAUCGCUCCAAUUACUUGUAAAUGCGGUGAAGCAACAGAAUUGGAAAGUGCAACACAACCAACUUGUCCAGCAAAUUUCACAACUUUUGAUAAUGAUUCGACAUGUUAUCAAAUUGUGGUUUCGGAAAAUCUCGGAAGUUGGGAAGCUGCCAGAAAUGUUUGUCAAUCGAUUGGAGCUGAUAUUGGAUCUUUCUUAACUUUUGAUCAAGCAAAACAAGCUACUGAAAAAUGUACGAAUUUUUUAUUUGAGAGAUAAUUUGAGGAUUUUAUAGAUUUCCCCGCUUCAUUCUUUGAAAACGAAUCUUCUCUUGGUUAUGCCGCAAUCUGGGUGGAUGGCAAAAAAUCAGCCAACUGCACAACAAUCACCGAAGGAAUUAAAAAUUCCACCAAAACUUGCACGCAAUAUAAUGGCCUCGAGUAUAUUUAUGAAACCUCGGCUAGCAGCCAACUUUUGGAUAACUUUGAGUGAGAAAAAAUUCCAGUGAAAAACAGAAAAAUUACAUUGUUUUCAGCAUUGAUCGUAAAUCGAAAGCUGUUUGUCUUCAAGCGUUUCUUGAGCAAAGUUCUGAUGCUCUUUCAUAUUUGACUUCAUGUUCUGAUUCGGCUGAUGGAGUUUUGUGUGUUUUAUGA
This is a messenger RNA of Caenorhabditis angaria, 698 nucleotides long. The record is from the annotation of a GenBank genome assembly. NCBI's taxonomy places the organism in Eukaryota, Metazoa, Nematoda, Chromadorea, Rhabditida, Rhabditidae.